GUGGAGAGUUACAGGCCGUGGAAAAUUCAAACGUGCUAGAUCAGGUAAAGCGCAUCUUAAUACAGGAGUUCCACGAGCACGUUUGCUUCGUCUGAGAAAAGCUGCGUAUUCUCAUAAAACACAAAGAGAUCGGUUGAAAAAACUUCUGCCUUAUGCCUUUUAG
Molecule: messenger RNA, 163 nt
Organism: Dentiscutata erythropus
Lineage: Eukaryota; Fungi; Glomeromycota; Glomeromycetes; Diversisporales; Gigasporaceae
Source: the annotation of a GenBank genome assembly